Messenger RNA from Paraglomus occultum, 1074 nucleotides. The record is from the annotation of a GenBank genome assembly. NCBI's taxonomy places the organism in Eukaryota, Fungi, Glomeromycota, Glomeromycetes, Paraglomerales, Paraglomeraceae.
AUGUCCGCUGAAGCAUCUGAGAAAGCUCAAUCGUUCAUGAUGCAUAUUGUCAAAAUACUUAAUAAUGGAGCGCUUACCCUAAUGAUAUCUCUCGGCCAUCGUGCUGGUCUCUUUGAUACUCUCGCGACAAUCUAUCCAGAAUAUGUCUCGUCACAGGUCCUUGCCGACAAAGCUAAACUCAAUGAACGCUAUGUUAGGGAAUGGCUGGGAGCCAUGGUAAUUGGGGAUAUUAUUGAGUAUAAUAGUGAAUCAAAGACUUAUAGGCUUCCUCAAGAUCAUUCGCAGUUCCUUACAAGAGCGUCUGGGCCUCAAAACCUUGCCGUUUUUUCUCAGUAUAUCUCGAUUCUUGGAUCUGCCGAAAAUAGUGUUCUUGAAUGCUUUAAAAAUGGCGGUGGAUUGCAGGAAAACGAAUAUCCUCGAAUUCACAAAGUUAUGGCCGAUGAAAGAUACUUGGCCGUUGGUUCCAUACUGCAUACUGUCAUUCUCCCUGGUCUUCCUGUGCUACACGACAAACUUAAGAAAGGAUGCAAAUUGCUAGAUGUUGGCUGUGGACACGGUCAAGUAAUUCUCGAUCUUGCCAAAACCUUUCCGACUAGUACUUUCGUCGGCUAUGACAAAUCGACCGAAGUAGUAGCCAUUGCCAAUGCGGAUGUCGCGUCUGCUGGUCUUACUAAUGUUUCCUUUCACCUACAAGAUAUAUCCAAACUGAAAGAAAUUGGCGAAUACGACGUCAUCUUGGCUAUGCAUACUAUCCACGAUUUGGCCGACCCAGUGAACACGCUAAAGGGUAUCCACCGUGCGUUGAAGGCAGACGGAGUAUUUAUAAUGCAAGACGUCAGUCUUUCAAGCGAUCUCGAGAAGAAUAGGGCUCAUCCUUUUGGUACUGCAAUGUAUACUGCUAGCACCAUGGUGUGUGUGCCAAGUUCUUUGGUAGACGGUGGACCGGGUUUAGGCGCUUGCUGGGGAACAGAAACUGCUUUAAACAUGUUAAAAGAAAAUGGAUUCAGUAAGAUCGAAGACAUCGUUGUGUUUCCAAAUGAUCCUCUGGGUGCCUGGUUUAUUAGCUGGAAGUGA